AUGCCAAUGUUCGCGAUGCGCAGCUUCCGGGCCACGCCUAUGACAUCACCGGGUCUUGUACGACUUCCCCAGGCUGACCCCCGCUUCCUAAAACUCAAGCAGCAGCUGUUUACCGCCCGAUACGUUAAUCCUAGAAACUUCGCAAUCGGUCUUGCUAUACCCACAGAAAGGUAUAUUCCCACAUGGCUCUAUACUCACAUAAAAACCAAAGCGACAGUUACCCUCACGAUGAAUCGGUCACUCUCAGUCCGCUCGAAGAAGGGCGGCGGUAGCGGCAGUGGGGAAAAGUCCGCGCCCAAGCACCGUUUCACGAUGGCUUCCCUUAGAGGUACGCAGCAGCCGGAGCUUUCGAAGAAACUGUUCAAGAUCAUCAAAUCUGAAAACCAUGCGAUUGGCGCCUACGAGGCUGCGGCACGUGAACGGGUCGGCAUUGCUCAGCAGCUCUCGGAAUGGGGUGAGGCCACAGAGGACGAGACGAUCUCGGAGAUUUCAGAUAAGCUCGGAGUGCUGCUCGCAGAGAUUGCCGAGCAAGAGGAUAUCUAUGCACAAGCCUUGGAGGAAUACCGAGGUGUCUUGAAGCAGAUUCGCAACACAGAAAGCUCAGUGCAGCCGAGCCGAGACCACAAAACCAAGGUGUCGGAUGAGAUCGCCAAGUUGAAAUACAAAGAACCUCAGAGUACUAAGAUUGUCCAGCUCGAACAGGAGCUUGUGCGCGCGGAGGCACAAAGCCUGGUUGCCGAAGCGCAACUCAGCAACAUUACUCGUCAGAAGUUCAAGGAGGCAUACGACCACCACUUCGCAGCCACUAUCGAACGUGCUGAGAAGCAAAUCAUCCUAGCCAAGCACGCUCGUCGUCUCUUGAACCUUGUCGACGACACCCCCAUCGUCCCCGGCGAUGUACACCCUCCGUUCGCAGAGGUAGAAGCAGCACGCCAGGUACUCACCGACGCAGAAGACGAUCUUCGCCAUUACCAGUUGGAUGUUGAGCCUAUCCAUUCGAAUGCAGGCAACCUCGGAGUGGGUGCAAUGCCGGGAGCCCCCGUGUCAGGAGUUGGAGCGGGAGAAACAAGUGGAGUCCCCGUUCCAGAGUCUACUACGUACGAGAUCUCCGCUGCUGUAGCCAUGGCGGACCGCAAGAAGAGAGAUCGCUACGCAGCGGGAACAGGAUACCAAUUCGGCGCGAAUACACAAGAGGCCGCCCAAGGAGCAGGAGUCCCCCCACCAGUAGUACCUGGCUAUGGAGCUCCAGCGCCCUCAUACGGUGCACCAUCACCUGCCUAUGGCGCUCCCUCUCCUGGGUUUGGCGCCCCCACCCCCGGCUACGGAGCGCCAGCCCAGGGCUAUGGACAGCCUAUGCCUCAAGAUCCGAAUGCCCUCAACCAGCAGUUCGGGCAGAUGAACAUAGGCCAAGGACAAGCAGCCCCUCAAGUUCAGCAGCCCGCCGCAGCUACUCAGCAGAACCAACUGUUCCCCUCGGACCUCAUCGCGCAGCCCUUCCACGUCUCGGAACUAUACAACCCUCCUCCUCCGAUCAACCUGCCCUCCAACGCCGCAGCCACCCCCUCCGAGUUCGCGAACGAGUCGAGUAAAUACCUGCGAUGUACGCUCAACACUAUCCCCACCAACCACUCGCUGCUCAAGAAGAGCAAACUUCCAUUCGCGCUCAUCAUAAGCCCGUAUGCUAGUCUGCACGACUCAGAGGACCCUGUGCCAGUAGUACACGAUCAGGUCAUUAGCCGUUGUCGACGAUGCCGCGCCUACAUUAAUCCGUUUGUCUCGUUCCUAGACCAUGGACACAGGUGGAGGUGCAACAUGUGCAACCUGACCAACGAUGUUCCCCAAGCAUUCGAUUGGGAUGCAGCACAGCAGAAGAGCGUCGACCGCUGGCAGAGACCCGAGCUGAACUAUGCAGUGACCGAGUUCGUUGCACCCCAGGAAUACAUGGUCCGCCCUCCACAGCCUCUGUGCUACUACAUUCUCCUGGACUGUACCCAGGGAGCAGUGAACAGCGGACUUCUCGCUGUCGUCUCCAGGGUCAUCAAGGAGUCCCUCGGCCGGAUACCAAAUGCAGACGGUCGGACACGCAUCGGAUUCAUGGCCGUCGAUAAUGGGCUACAUUUCUUUGGUAUCCCUCCAGACAACAGCGAAUCUAAUGAACCCCAACAACUCGUGGUUUCCGAUCUAGAUGAGCCCUACCUUCCCAUGCCCUCGGACCUUCUGGUCAGCCUCAGCCAAUGCCGCAACAACAUUGAGACCUUCCUUGACCGCCUUCCGACCAUGUUCCAGAACACACACGUCCCUGGAUUUGCGCUAGGCUCAGCUCUCCGAUCCGCACAUAAGCUCAUUUCCCCGCUUGGUGGAAAGUUGACCGUCAUUGCCGCAUCUCUGCCCAAUGUUGGCCAUGCAGCAUUGAGCCCCCGAGAAGACAAAUCAUUAUUGGGAACCGGCAAAGAAGGCAGUUUGUUGCAGCCUGCAAACAACUGGUACAAGUCGUUCGCCGUAGAAUGCUCCAAGAACCAGGUUUCAGUGGACAUGUUCCUGUUCUCCUCACAGUACCAGGAUGUCGCAACCCUAAGCAACCUUCCGCGAUUCACCGCCGGUCAGACAUACUUCUACCCAGGAUGGAAUGCUGCAAGACAAGAGGAUGUUGUCAAGAUUGCAACUGAGUUGGCUGACUACUUAUCUGCUGAGAUUGGUCUAGAGGCUGUGCUCCGUGUGCGUGCUACCACCGGGUUGAGAAUGUCCGCAUUCUACGGAAACUUCUUCAACCGCUCGUCUGAUCUCUGUGCCUUCCCAGCAUACCCCAGAGACCAAGCUGUUGUAAUCGAAGUCGCUAUUGACGAGACAAUCUCCAAGCCAUUCGCCUGUCUACAGGCUGCUGUGCUUCAUACUACUUCAAGUGGCCAGCGUCGUAUCAGAGUUUUGACUCUUGCGGUGCCAACAACUGAGAGUCUAGCAUCGGUCUACGCUUCAGCAGACGCACAAGCGAUCACCACCUAUUUCAGUCAUAAGGCGGUUGAGCGAGCAUUAUCGAGUGGUCUUGAUGCGGCGCGAGACGCAUUGCAGGCCAAGGUCAUUGAGAUUCUGUCAACCUACAGGAAGGAGUUGGCAGGUGGAAGUAUGGGCGGUGGUGGUCUGCAGCUACCACAAAAUCUGCGCGCUCUCCCCAUAUUGUUCCUUGGUCUUAUCAAGAACGUUGGUCUUCGUAAGAGCGCUCAGAUUCCAAGCGAUCUUCGAUCAGCUGCUCUCGAUCUCCUUUCUACACUACCACUGCGACUGCUUACACAGUACAUCUACCCAUCUUUCUACUCUCUUCACGACAUGCCUGAUGACGCUGGUGUACCGGAGCCUACUACUGGUCAGAUUACAAUGCCACCCGCAUUGAACCUCUCUAGUGCAGCUAUCGUCCCGUACGGCUUGUACCUCCUGGACGACGGUGUCAACCAAUUCUUAUGGAUCGGCCGCGAUGCUGUUCCAGCACUCCUGAACGAUGUGUUUGGCGUCGAAGACCGUACACAACUGAAGCAGGGCAAGGCUUCAUUGCCUCUCCUUGACAAUGAAUACUCGGAACGAGUUCGAGCCGUUGUGGAGAAGUCGAGGGAUCACAAGUCGAAGGGCGUGGGUUCUAUCACUCUGCCUACCCUGUAUAUCAUCAAGGAAGAUGGCGACCCAAGCCUCAAGCUAUGGGCGCAGACACUACUCGUCGAAGACCGGGCAGACCAAGGAGAGAGUAUUGUUCAGUGGAUCAGCAAACUCCGGGAAAAGGUAUACCAAUGA
Messenger RNA from Alternaria burnsii, 3777 nucleotides. Its product is annotated as protein transport protein sec24. The transcript has 9 exons. The record is from RefSeq and is a predicted model, not a curated record. Lineage: Eukaryota; Fungi; Ascomycota; Dothideomycetes; Pleosporales; Pleosporaceae. Gene Ontology annotation, cellular component: endoplasmic reticulum exit site; COPII vesicle coat. Gene Ontology annotation, molecular function: zinc ion binding; SNARE binding. The coding region runs from base 1 to 3777 and encodes 1258 amino acids. Gene Ontology annotation, biological process: endoplasmic reticulum to Golgi vesicle-mediated transport; COPII-coated vesicle cargo loading; intracellular protein transport.